AUGCCUAUAGGGGCUGGGAUCUCUACUUGUGAAUUCCCUAAAUUUUUCACUUUCCGGGCAAGGUUUCAGUUUGAAGAAGACAAAAUUUAUCGUCAUUUAGAACCUGCUUUAGCUUUCCAACUGGAAAUCAACCGAUUGAGAAAUUUUGAUUUGGAGGCCAUUCCAACAGCCAAUCACAAAAUGCAUUUAUAUUUAGGAAAAGCUAAGGUUGCCAAAGGACAGGAAGUUACAGACUAUCGUUUCUUUGUCCGUUCAAUCAUUAGGCACUCGGAUCUUGUAACAAAGGAAGCUUCUUUUGAGUAUUUGCAAAAUGAAGGCGAGCGAACAUUACUGGAGGCCAUGGAUGCCUUGGAAAUUUCUCUCUUUUCCUUCUUUCUUUUCUUCUCUCUCUCUCUUUUUUCUUCUUCCUUUCUCUCUCUCUCUCUCUCUCUCUCUCUCUCUUCUCUCUCUCUCUCUUCCUCUCUCUCUCCUCUCUCUCUCUCUCUUCCCUCUCUCUCUCUCUCUCUCUCUCUUCCUCUCUCUCUCUCUCUCUCUUCCUCUCUCUCUCUCCUCUCUCUCUCUCUUCUCUUCUCUCUCUCUCUCUCUCUCUCUCUCUCUCUCUCUCUCUCCUCUCUCUCUCUCUUCCUCUCUCUCUCUCUCUCUCUCUCUCUCUCUUCCUCUCUCUCUUCUCUCUCUCUUCCUCUCUCUCUCUCUCUUCUCUCUCUUCUCUUCUCUAUCUCUUCUCUCUCUUCCUCUCUCUCUCUUCCUCUCUCUCUUCCUCUCUCUCUUUAUUUAUUUAAAGAAGGAAAAUGUACCCCAUACAUGACUAAAGAUCAUUUGCAAUUGAAGCGUUUUCAAGCUCAAUCAAAUGGAACAACAUAUGUCUAUGAUUUCCCUGAAAUGUUUAGACAGGCCUUGAUGAAGUUGUGGCAGGAACAUGUCUAUCAGUUAAAAGAACAGAACACUAGUAUCCCUUCAGAAGUAUUCAGUUACAUUGAAUUGUUACUUGACAGCCAUGGUCAGAUUUGUAUGCAAAACAGAUUACACGGAGAGAAUGAAGUUGGUAUGGUUGCUUGGAAAAUGACCCUGAAAACUCCAGAGUUCCCCAAUGGUAGAGACAUUAUUGUAAUAGCCAAUGAUAUCACUCACAAAAUAGGAUCAUUUGGUCCUCAGGAAGAUUUACUCUUUAAAGGGGCAUCUGAACUGGCCCGUCACUACAAAUUACCAAGGAUUUAUUUGGCAGCAAACAGUGGUGCCAGAAUUGGUUUGGCUGAAGAGAUAAAACAUCUUUUCAGAGUUGCCUGGGAAGAUGAUGCAGACCCCAAUAAGGGUUUCAAAUAUCUAUACUUGAGGCCAGAUGACUUUAAGAAAGUGAGUGCAGCAAAUGCUGUACGAGCAGAAUUGAUAGAAGACAAUGGAGAAGCACGUUAUAAAAUCACUGAUGUAAUUGGCAGAGAAGAUGGAAUUGGUGUAGAAAAUCUCCGAGGAUCUGGCAUGAUAGCUGGGGAAACAUCUCAAGCUUAUGAUGAAAUUGUCACAAUCAGUUUGGUUACCUGCCGUGCUAUAGGUAUUGGUGCCUAUUUAGUACGUCUUGGACAAAGAAUCAUUCAAGUGGAGAACUCCCAUAUUAUUCUGACGGGUGCUGGUGCACUUAAUAAAGUUUUGGGACGAGAGGUUUACACAAGUAAUAGUCAGUUGGGCGGUAUACAGAUUAUGCACAACAAUGGUGUAUCUCAUGAUGUGGCUACUGAUGAUUUUGAAGGUGUUUACAAAAUAUUGCAGUGGCUCUCCUAUAUGCCAAAGUAUCAUGGAGGACCACUUCCAAUUAUUCACCCUUCUGAUCCAGUUGAACGUCCCAUAGACUUUAUGCCUACCAAAGCCAGUUAUGAUCCAAGAUGGAUGUUAAAUGGACGGCCUGAUACAAUGAAGAAAGGUUCAUGGAUCAGUGGGUUUUUUGAUAAAGACUCUUUUAUGGAAAUCAUGCGUCCUUGGGCACAGACAGUAGUUUGUGGACGAGCCAGACUGGGUGGUAUUCCAGUAGGUGUUGUUUGUGUGGAAACUCGAACUGUUGAAGUCACCAUUCCUGCUGAUCCUGCAAAUUUGGAUUCUGAAUCAAAAAAUAUCCAACAAGCUGGUCAAGUAUGGUUCCCUGAUUCAGCCUACAAAACAGCUCAGACCAUAAAAGAUUUCAACCAAGAAGAAUUACCAUUAAUAAUCUUUGCCAAUUGGAGAGGAUUUUCUGGGGGCAUGAAAGACAUGUAUGACCAAGUGCUAAAGUUUGGCUCUUACAUUGUUGAUGCUCUUCGGGUGUACAAAAAGCCAGUGAUUAUAUACAUUCCUCCUUAUGCAGAGCUACGUGGGGGUGCUUGGGUUGUGCUUGAUCCCACUAUUAAUCCAACCCACAUUGAAAUGUUUGCUGAUGAACUUUCCAGGGGUGGUGUACUUGAACCUGAAGGAACUGUGGAAAUCAAAUUCCGGCGAAAAGACAUUGUUAAAGCAAUCCAUCGGAUUGACCCUGAAUGUGGCAAACUUGUAGAAAAGCUGAAUUUUCCUGAACUGAGCCGAGAUGAACGCAGUAACCUUGACAUGAAGUUGAGCAAUAGAGAAAAUGACUUGCACCCUAUCUACCACCAGGUGGCUGUUGAAUUUGCUGAUCUACAUGACACUGCUGGACGUAUGGCAGAAAAGGAAGUCAUUACAGAUAUUGUACAGUGGAGGACAAGCCGUGAAUAUUUCUACUGGCGUUUGCGUAGGAGACUCUUAGAGAGUCAGCUGAAAUCAAAAAUGCUGCAAUUUACUAAAGAUCUUCAUGAUGGCCAGUUGAAUUCAAUGCUGAGGCGAUGGUUUGUUGAGGACCAAUCUACAGUUAAUGCUUAUCUCUGGGAUAAUGACAAGGCAGUUGUGGAAUGGUUGAGAGACCAAAUGGAUGAUGAUGGCCUGCAUAAUGCGAUUGCUGAGAACAUCAAAUGUUUACAAAGAGACCAUGUCAUUCAACAAGUUAGAAACUUGUUUUACUUUUUUUUUUUUUUUUUUUUUUUUUUUGUUUCUCUCUCCCUCCUCCCCUCUUUCUCUCUCUCUCUCCUCCUCCCCCUGUUUCUCUCUCUCCCCUCCUCCCUGUUUCUCUCUCUCUCCUCCCUCCUGUUUCUCUCUCUCCCUCCUCCCCCGUUUUCUCUCUCUCCUCCUCCUCCCUGUUUCUCUCUCUCCUCCCCCUUUCUCCCUCUCUCUCUCCCCCCUGUUUCUCUCUCUCCCUCCCCGUUUCUCUCUCUCUCUCUCCUCCCCCGUUUCUCUCUCCCUCUCUCCCUCCCCGUUUCUCUCUCUCUCUCUCUCCCCUCUCUCUCUCUCUCCCUCCCCGUUUUUCUCUCUCUCUCUCCUCCCCGUUUCUCUCUCUCUCUCCUCCUCCCCGUUUCUCCUCUCUCCUCCCCCCCCAUUUUUCUCUCUCCCUCCCCUAUUUCCUCCUCCCUCCCCCAUUUUCUCUCUCUCUCCCCCCCGGUUUCUCUCUAUCUCCCCAUUUCUCUCUCUCUCCCCGUUUCUCUCUCUCCCUUCCCCGUUUCUCUCUCUCUCCCUCUCCCCCUCAUCUCUCUCUCCCUCUUUUUCUCUCUCCAUCUCCCUCUCUCUCCCCCCCCCCCCCAUUCUCUUGAGAAGUUGUCCCUCAUUCUCCCCCCCUCCCCGUUCUCUCUCCCCUCCCCGUUUUCUCUCUCUCCCUCCCCGUUUCUCUCUCCCCCCUGUUUUUUUCUCUCUCCCCUCCCCCUCCCCGUUUUUCUCCCCUAUAAAUAG
This is a messenger RNA of Acanthosepion pharaonis, 3753 nucleotides long. Lineage: Eukaryota; Metazoa; Mollusca; Cephalopoda; Sepiida; Sepiidae. The record is from the annotation of a GenBank genome assembly.